GGAGGAAAGAGAGUUAAAAGAUUAAAGGGAAGUGUGUUGCAAGGUGUUAGUGGAAAAAUUGAUAGAUUUUAAUUUGCUCAAAUGAGGAGAGUAUGGUGAAGUUCGAGGUAUUGAUUUGUUCGUGUCGCAUUAAUACUCAUUUACGACUUGUAGAGUAGAACCUUCUUCAAGAUUAGAAGGAAAGGAAAAGGUGUGUCUGCUGAGAGAAUAGACACCGAAUAGUUCAUGGCGGAAUUGAAGUAUCUGAACAGAGAUUUCUGUAAAAAGCCCAUACAGGUUUAAUGGGGUUAGUAGAAUUGACACGUCGGGAGACUUUCUCGGCCAGUCAUCGUUUGCAAAAUGCAAUGCUGAAUGCUACUGAGAACCGACAGUUGUAUGGUAAAUGUAACAAUUUGAAUGGUCAUGGACAUAACUACAUUUGGGAAGUAACCCUUCGAGGAUCAAUCGACCCGAAAUCUGGAAUGGUCUACAAUUUGGUUAACCUGAAGAAUGAAAUGAAGAGCGUGCUGGAUAAGGUGGAUCAUAAGAAUUUGGAUAAGGAUGUCGUGUAUUUUAAAAGUAACGUUAGUACCACUGAGAAUCUGAUCGUUUACUUAUGGAAUGAGCUAAAAUCGAAAAUAGGAAAUCCCGAUUUGCUUUACAAAAUGAUUUUGCAUGAAACUGAAAAAAAUUCGGUCACUUAUCAUGGAUAAAAAGAUUUAUUUUACUUGGCGUAAAAAGUUUUGCAUUUCUUCGUGCAGUAUUUAUUGUUUAACGUCAGCUUCGUUCUGUCUUACAUCCUAUAAAUUUUGGGAAGUUUAUAAAUUAUUGCAAAUUAUACUUGGUAUUGUUCAUGUUUUGUCAUAUAAAUUGCAUUAAAAUGAUACAUUUCAUCUAUUAGAGCUCCGAUAUUUCUUGGAUGGCAUUGUUAUUUGCAUUUACAUUUGUGAGUUAAUGUACAGAUAUCAUUGAUCCUUUCAUCAACUAAUCAGCCUUUUUUAUCCCAUUCUGAAAUUGUUACUACCGGCACUGUAAUCUGUUAUAUUUCGCGAUACUUCAUUAAAAAAC
Loa loa (African eye worm) is the source of this 1047-nucleotide messenger RNA. RefSeq names its product 6-pyruvoyl tetrahydropterin synthase. Lineage: Eukaryota; Metazoa; Nematoda; Chromadorea; Rhabditida; Onchocercidae. The record is from RefSeq and is a predicted model, not a curated record. The transcript has 2 exons. Gene Ontology annotation, cellular component: mitochondrion. Gene Ontology annotation, molecular function: 6-pyruvoyltetrahydropterin synthase activity. Gene Ontology annotation, biological process: tetrahydrobiopterin biosynthetic process. The coding region runs from base 282 to 692 and encodes 136 amino acids.